Messenger RNA from Mustela lutreola (European mink), 2293 nucleotides. RefSeq names its product phospholipid phosphatase related 5 (gene PLPPR5). Gene Ontology annotation, biological process: phospholipid dephosphorylation; signal transduction; phospholipid metabolic process. The transcript has 6 exons. The record is from RefSeq and is a predicted model, not a curated record. Lineage: Eukaryota; Metazoa; Chordata; Mammalia; Carnivora; Mustelidae. The coding region runs from base 616 to 1581 and encodes 321 amino acids. Gene Ontology annotation, molecular function: phosphatidate phosphatase activity.
GCGUCCACGCACCAUUUUCCCAGGCGUUGUGCGGGUUUCUUAAACAGCCCAGCUGCUGCCUCAAAAAGGAGUUUCUAGAAGCUCCUUCUCUGCUGCUUCCCCUCCCCCCACCUCCCCGCCUUUUCUCGGUUUUUACCCCCGCGAGGAGCUUCUCCAGCUCCACUGCGUCUGCCCUCCGAGGGGCACAGGUGCCGCGGUCCCGGCUACUGCCGCCCGGUCCGCCGACGCUGCCUCCUUCGGGCGGGCCCCAGGGGCUUCACCAGGCGCUGGUGCAACGCGAACGGUCUCCCGCUGGGUGCUGCGGCCGCUGCCGGUCGCCCGGGACUCCCCGCCCUCCCGCGCGACCCCGCGCCCGGGCGGGCGGCGCUUGCGGCGGGCGGGGGGCGGGGAGGGGAGCGGGGGCUCGUCUGGGGGUAGCCGCCUCCUCUGCAGCCUUCUGGCGCCUCGAAACCCGGACCUGCCUCCGCCUCUUCCUUCAGCGACUCCAUCCCUCCUCCCGCGCCUCGUCGUCCCGCCGCCCCCGCCGACGCGCCCCCGGUGGCUGCCUCGGCGGACCCGGGAGGGGGCCCGCCGCGUCCGCCGCCCGCUCGGCUCGGCCCGGCCCGGGAGGCGUGCAUGCCCCUGCUGCCCGCCGCGCUCACCAGCAGCAUGCUCUAUUUCCAGAUGGUGAUCAUGGCAGGGACGGUGAUGCUGGCGUACUACUUCGAGUACACCGACACGUUCACCGUGAACGUGCAGGGCUUCUUCUGCCACGACAGCGCCUACCGCAAGCCCUACCCGGGCCCGGAGGACAGCAGCGCCGUGCCCCCCGUGCUCCUCUACUCGCUGGCCGCCGGGGUCCCCGUGCUCGUGAUAAUAGUGGGAGAAACUGCAGUGUUUUGCCUACAACUGGCCACACGGGAUUUUGAAAACCAGGAGAAAACUAUUUUAACUGGAGAUUGUUGCUAUAUAAACCCACUGGUGCGGCGAACUGUACGAUUUCUGGGUAUUUAUGCGUUUGGGCUCUUUGCUACCGAUAUUUUUGUAAACGCCGGGCAGGUGGUCACAGGGAAUCUGGCUCCACAUUUUCUUGCCCUGUGUAAGCCCAACUAUACGGCGCUUGGAUGUCAGCAGUAUACACAGUUCAUCAGUGGGGAAGAGGCCUGCACGGGCAACCCAGAUCUCAUCAUGAGAGCCAGGAAGACGUUCCCAUCCAAAGAAGCGGCUCUCAGCGUCUAUGCAGCCAUGUAUCUGACAAUGUACAUUACCAACACAAUCAAAGCUAAAGGAACAAGACUUGCUAAGCCCGUUUUAUGUUUGGGCUUAAUGUGUUUGGCCUUUCUUACUGGACUCAACAGAGUAGCAGAAUAUCGAAAUCAUUGGUCGGAUGUGAUAGCAGGCUUUCUGGUUGGAAUAUCUAUAGCAGUAUUUCUGGUUGUGUGUGUGGUAAAUAAUUUCAAAGGAAGACAACCAGAAAAUGAACAUAUACACAUGGAUAAUCUGGCACAGAUGCCAAUGAUCAGCAUUCCUCGAGUAGAAAGUCCCUUGGAAAAGGUAACAUCUGUACAGAACCAUAUCACCGCCUUUGCAGAAGUCACAUGAUAGUGAAGCAGAUGGUUUGUCACUGCAUUGGACAUCGUCCCUGUUCACUGUCCACUCAUAACACCCAAAGUUUGUUUGAUUACAACAGAAGUUUAUGAAGUUGUCUAAUAAUUUUUAUAUUUUAAAAUCAGUGUCAACUCAUCUGUUUCCCCCACUAGACUGUGAGCUCCUCAAGGGCAGGACUGUGUCUUUCUUCUCUGUAUCCCCAGCACCUACAACAAAGCCUCGCACAAAGUAGGUGUUAAAUAAAAUGUGAUGACCCAAUGAAAAGAUUAAUUCUUAAAUAAAAUACUCAUAUUAGUCUCUCGCAGAAUCACCGAUAACUAUGUGAAAAGAAAUUUACACAAGUCAUCUUGUAUAAGAAAUCUCUCCAUUUGGGGCUAGUUAAGUUUUUUAGUUGUUCGUAGAUCUAUUCAGCAGUAUACUACAUUUCAUUUGAAGUGGACUUUGAAAGUCAUGGGGGUUUUAUGUUAUUAUUCAGCAUGACAUUAUUUCCAUUCUAACAGAUUUCAGUGUGUGAAAUUCCUUUACUUUUAGAAGGUAUGUUCUAUACUAAAAUAAUGUUUGCACAUAAUAUUAUGCUAUAUUUCACUUAAAUUACCAUUCAUACUAUACAUUCUAAGACUGGUGCUUCUGCUUUUGAAGGGGAAAAUGCCAAUUUUUACUGUAAUAAGUAAUGUAUCAUAAUUAAAAAUUAUUUAUUUGGACUUUU